CCAUCUACCUGGGGCCCGAUGUCCGUUUAGAUGAGAAAGAGAGAAGAUUUUGUAGUUUGUUGUGUAGAGAGAGCGUGAAGAUUUUUGUAUUUUGUUGUGUAGAGCGAGAGAGAGAGAGAGAUGAAUUGCUGUUGGGUUGGUGGCAACCGCAUGGGGUGGCUGCUCCUGUUCCUCCUCCUCGCGGUGGUGGUGGUGGUGGUGGUUGAAGCAAGGUCCGGGUCUUUUAUGCCAGGUGAAAAGAAAGUAGAAGAGUUGGAGAUUAUGAUGGAGGAGGGGAGAAGGGAGCUCAUUGCAAACACUGAUGAUUACACUGACCCUUCGGCAAAUCGUGGACACGACCCCAAGAGCAAGGGUGGAGGCGGAGGAGGCCGGAAAACGCGCGGCGAUAACCCAUGACACAAUUCUUUUGUAUAAAAACGCAGUCGUGUUUUUUUUGGUAUUUAUUGCUACCUUAAAUGUGUGUGUCAUUAUUAUGGCUGAGGUGGUAGUGGUGGUGGUGAGGCCUUUAAUCUGUGAGGGAUUGCUUUGGUUUGUGUGAUCCCUUUAUUCGAUGGAGAGAGAGAGAGAGAGAGAAAGAGCUGCUUAGCUCUGUUGACUCUUUGGUUUAUAUUUAUGUAUUUGACUUUAUAGUGUAAUGUGAAUGCCCUAGUUUUUGGCGUU
Molecule: messenger RNA, 660 nt
Organism: Amborella trichopoda
Lineage: Eukaryota; Viridiplantae; Streptophyta; Magnoliopsida; Amborellales; Amborellaceae
Source: RefSeq, a predicted model, not a curated record